CGGACCCAGCCGAGCCGCCGCGGGUGGAGCCGGGCCGGGCCGGCUCGAAGCCGAGCCGAGCCGGGCCGGGCCGAGCCGGGCCAUGCAGCUGCCGCAGGUGCCGGCGCCGGGCCCGCGGCCGCCCGUGCUGUGGGUGCCCGCCGGCUCCAAGAUCCUCUGCAUCGAGAUGAACCGCCCCAUCCAGGUGAAGCCGGCGGACAGCGAGGGACGAGGAGAAGACAGGAAGCUCUUCGUGGGCAUGCUGGGGAAGCAGCAGAGCGAGGACGACGUCCGGCGCCUCUUUGAGCCCUUCGGCCAGAUCGAGGAGUGCACCAUCCUCCGCGGGCCAGACGGAGCCAGCAAAGGUUGUGCCUUUGUGAAGUACGGCAGUCACGCCGAGGCUCAGGCUGCCAUCAACAGCCUGCACGGCAGCCAAACCAUGCCGGGCGCCUCGUCCAGCCUGGUGGUGAAGUUUGCGGACACGGACAAGGAGAGGACCCUGCGGCGGAUGCAUCAGAUGGCAGGGCAGCUGGGCAUCUUCAACCCCAUGACCAUCCAGUUCGGCGCCUACGGGGCCUACACGCAAGCGAUCAUGCAGCAGCAGGCGGCCCUGAUGGCGGCGGCGCAGGGCACCUGCCUGAACCCCAUGGCCGCCAUCGCUGCCGCCCAGAUGCAGCAAAUGGCCGCCUUCAACGUCAGCGGGCUGGUGGCCGCCCCCCUCACCCCUUCUUCAGGUACGAGCACCCCCCCCGGCAUCAGCACGGCGCCCGUGCCCAGCAUCGCCACGCCGAUCGGGGUGAACGGCUUCAGCCCGCUGCCGCCGCAGACCAACGGGCAGCCCGCCUCCGAGACCAUCUACACCAACGGCAUCCACCCCUACCCAGCUCAAAGCCCCACGGUGGCAGAUCCCCUCCAGCAAGCCUACGCGGGCAUGCAGCACUAUGCAGCAGCAUAUCCUACCGCCUACGCGCCCAUCAGCCAAGCCUUCCCCCAGCAAGCGCCCAUCAUCCCGCAGCAGCAGCGAGAAGGUCCCGAAGGCUGUAACCUGUUUAUUUAUCACCUGCCCCAGGAGUUCGGGGAUGCGGAGCUCACGCAGAUGUUCUUGCCUUUCGGCAAUGUCAUCUCUGCCAAAGUCUUUGUGGACCGUGCCACCAACCAGAGUAAAUGCUUUGGUUUCGUCAGUUUUGACAAUCCGACUAGCGCUCAGGCAGCCAUUCAGGCCAUGAACGGCUUCCAGAUCGGCAUGAAGAGGCUAAAAGUCCAGCUAAAGCGGCCGAAAGAUGCCAACAGACCCUACUGACCCCUGCCCACCCUGGCCCUACGGAGAGGUCGGGCGUCCCGCGAUGUCUGACGACUUUCCCCUUCCCCAAGUGCAGUAUCCAAACCCGUAACUCUCUUUCUUUGCAACAUGUCCCGGAGGAGGAGGAAUAGGAGGAGGAGGUGAUGGAGAAAAAAAACGUGAAGAAGAGAGCCAUUCUGGUCGUAGCUUUUCUUUUCCUUUUUGAUUUUUUUUUCUAUCCAAACGGUCUUGUUUGUUUCUUAACGGGAUUGAGAGAGCGAGGAAGGCAGGAAGGAGAGCGACGCGGCAGUGGUAGCGGGGCUGAGAUUCGCUGCUGGCCGCUCGCUGGGACUCACCAAAUCCCUCGCCGGGAGAGAGGACCAAGGCCCGGGCGGCCGGGACGUGAGCUACCUUUUUAAAGCACUCAUUUGCUGCUACAAAUUUCCCAGGAGGAACGAGGAACAGAGGCUCCAAACGGACUUUAAACCAAAGGCAGCGGGAAGGGACCAGCCUCGGGCGCUUCACCUGGAGGAUGCUUGUUUGGAAAGAGAAAUCGUGAUUGUUUUUUCCACGUCUGGCUGGGAAAAAGAGGGAAAAAAAAGGAUAAAAGGAUGUUGGACUUAUAGAAGAUAUAUAUAAAUAAGUAUAUAUAUAUAUAUCCCAUGGAGCAGGGUGGCGGGACACGCACUUCCCCCCUGCUUGUCACUGGCACAGGGACAUAGGAUUACUUGUUUCAGAGUCAUAUCAUUCCUUAGAGUUUAGGGACCAAAGGACUAUUGCUUUUUUAAAUAUAUAUAUAAAUAAAUUAAUUUAAAAAAAAACACACAAAAAAAAUGGAAGAAGAAAAAAAAAAAGAUUUAAGAAAAACCUCGGGCGCAAGAGCUGCGAGCGGCGCCAAGAGGAGCUUAAGGGCUCGGUCUGGGGGGGGCUGAUUUGUGGCUGAGCGCCGGGGAGGGGGGGAUGUAGAGGGGUUUUUGGGGGGGCUGCGGCGGCCCCAGCAGCCAAAUCUGGUCAAAAGAGCCCCUCGGUCGCCUGCAGGAGACGGCGAAGCGAUUUGGUUCUUUGGCCCUUUUGUGUUUUUUUUUUUUUUUUUUUUCCGUUUGUUUUUCAGCCAAAAAAAAAUUAAAAAUAAAAAAAUGUGAGGUUUCGGC
Oxyura jamaicensis (ruddy duck) is the source of this 2409-nucleotide messenger RNA. RefSeq names its product CUGBP Elav-like family member 6 (gene CELF6). NCBI's taxonomy places the organism in Eukaryota, Metazoa, Chordata, Aves, Anseriformes, Anatidae. Gene Ontology annotation, molecular function: mRNA binding. Gene Ontology annotation, cellular component: ribonucleoprotein complex; cytoplasm; nucleus. The record is from RefSeq and is a predicted model, not a curated record. The transcript is spliced from 12 exons. Bases 83 to 1279 code for a protein of 398 amino acids. Gene Ontology annotation, biological process: mRNA splice site recognition; regulation of alternative mRNA splicing, via spliceosome.